Arachis duranensis is the source of this 1325-nucleotide messenger RNA. RefSeq lists its product as uncharacterized. The transcript is spliced from 7 exons. Gene Ontology annotation, biological process: RNA processing. Gene Ontology annotation, molecular function: ribonuclease III activity. Lineage: Eukaryota; Viridiplantae; Streptophyta; Magnoliopsida; Fabales; Fabaceae. The record is from RefSeq and is a predicted model, not a curated record. Bases 26 to 799 code for a protein of 257 amino acids.
UUGAGUUCGAAGUUCGAAGCUAAUAAUGCAGGGUCUAUACGGUGCCGCAUCGGCGACGGCGACGGCGUCUUCGUCAUCAUGUUUGGUGAAAUUAGGAGUGAGGGCUUCAUGGGACACACAACAGAGACUCACUUACAACCCCAACGCGCCUCGCAAGCUCACCAAGCAGCUUCAAACUCGGACUCUCACACAAACCCAGUCGCCUCCGACGACCACUGCAACCACGCGUAAAGAUGAAUUCAUCAAUGAUCUUCUCAAACGCGCCACUCCUCCCGCCGCGACUGAUAGAGAGAAAGAAAAAGAAGAAGAUGAUGAAACAUACUUAGGAUAUGAGAAGUGGUUACCGACUCCACCUAAAGUGGUGAAGCCUCGAUCUGUAUUCAAUGCUGCAACGUUAGCUUAUAUCGGUGAUUGCAUAUAUGAGCUCUAUGCUCGUAGGCACUUUUUAUUCCCUCCCCUCAGUAUUGAAGACUACAAUGAUCGUGUCAUGGCAGUGGUGCGAUGUGAAGCUCAGGAUGCAUUGCUUCAGAGGCUUCUUAACAGUAACUUUUUAUCAGAUCAAGAGAGGGAUGUUCUUCGAUGGGGAAAGAAUAUUAUUUCAAGCAAAACCAAGACAAAAAGGCGUGCUGGUGCAGCUGUAUACAACAGAGCAUCUUCACUAGAAACAUUGGUUGGCUAUCUUUAUUUGACAAAUGUGAAUCGCUUGGAAAAGCUAAUGUCGGAGUUGGGAUUCUCAGUUGAUUCAGCAAUGCCAUUGAAUUUGGAAGAAGCAAUAGCAGGUGAGUUGAACAAUGGAUAGAUGUGAUCUUCAGCCGACCCUACAUUGGAGCAGGCAAAACAACUUGUUGAAUAUCAGGUUCAAUUCAUUGUGUUCUUCUGCAAAACUUUAGUGACUUGACUCUCUCUUUUUACUUAUUCACUGGAGAUGCUGUACCAGUACCACACGUCAACCACACAUAUUCUGCCAUGCACCAGAAGCCUUUUUGUAGGUCUUUUAUACGAUAAAAAUUCUGUUAUACAAAGGCUGUAAUCACAUAAAUCACAUCUUUUCUUCAGAGGGAUACAACCUGAAGAUCUCUGGUUGUAUGUGGUAGAGUACUGCAAUGGUUUAUGAGAUUUUGGUUGAGUUUGGUAUAGCUAAUUUGUUUAUUUGGGAUAAUAUUUGAAUGUUAUGCAGAGAAGAUAGGGACCAAAUAUCUAUUUUGUAGUAUUUUUUAGAAAUUCCAAUCCCAUAAUUUGUAAUUAUGCAUGUUCGAAAGGUUUUUCCUUAUGCACUGUUUUUCUGUAUCAUAAAUUAAGAUUUAUAUUGGAAUUUUGGCAGUUAA